Messenger RNA from Helianthus annuus (common sunflower), 2094 nucleotides. RefSeq lists its product as uncharacterized. The record is from RefSeq and is a predicted model, not a curated record. NCBI's taxonomy places the organism in Eukaryota, Viridiplantae, Streptophyta, Magnoliopsida, Asterales, Asteraceae. The coding region runs from base 182 to 1099 and encodes 305 amino acids. The transcript is spliced from 4 exons.
UAUACAAGUCAUUUAUUCCUCAAAAACUCCUUGUGAAGUUAGCAACCGUCUUCUUCUCUCUAUAACACACGAAACAUCAACACACCAUUUUUUACACAAAUUUCGACUUCAACACUUCGUCCUACAGCAAAUCUGAAGGUUUUAACGACUUUAAUCUGGAAAAGAAGACAAAUUCUGGAUCAUGAAGUAUAAGAAAGGAAGUACAGUGGAGGUAUUUUGCUACCAAUCUUGGCGUUGUGCUCGAAUAGUUUCUGGCAAAGGACACAACUACACCGUCAGUUACGAUGUUUAUCCUGGUUUUACCAACAAGGAUGACGUGGAACACAUAUCUAUAAAAUCUAUAAGGCCGUGUCCUCCUUUGUUUGAAAGUUCAGAGUCUUGGGUUCCUGGUGACGUGGCGGAAGUGUUUCACGAUCUUUCAUGGAAGAUGGCACUCGUGUUGAAGGAUUUCGGUUUGGACCAGUUUAUAGUCAGAUUAGUUGGAUCUUUACAAGAGUUUGAAGUAACCAAAUCAGAACUCCGUGUAAGGCAAUCGUAUCAAAACGGUGAAUGGAUUGUGAUUGGCAAGGUUCCUAGUGAUCAUAAAGAUGCAAACCGCCCUAAGCUUGAUGGAAAACAAGAUUUCUACACGAAAGAUCUUCGUUUUGAUACUCAAAACAACCCCCAUUUAUUGGAUUCACGUAUCGUUUCCUCUAAAACCCUAAAACGAGCAUCACUCUGCUCUUAUUCUCAAGAUGAACCGAAUAAAAAAAGUGCACGAAAGGUAGAUGAUGUUGCUAAUAGGAAGACAUAUAUAAACAAAACCUCUGGAUAUGCAUCUUCAAGUGGUAGUUGUAGCAUUAAUAGCUAUAAGUCGUAUGAACUUUAUCAUGGAUCAGGUUUUGUCGAAGAUAUUGAAGAUCACGAAAGUGAUGCGGAGUCCGUUUGUCAAUUUGGAUACCAUGAAGAAAGUCAAAGUCAAGAACCUGAUGAGUCAGAUGCCAACGAGGCGGUGGCGGAUGAAAUUCAUAGACUAGAGUUGCAUGCCUACCGUUACACCAUGGCAGCGUUACACGCGUCGGGACCCUUAAAUUGGGAGAAAGAAACAAUGUUUUGUUGAGGAAACAAGAUUGCACGAUCUCGUCAUCUCGAAGCUGUUGCAUAAUGCUCAAGUAUAAAGAAAGCGUAUUUGAGCUGAUCAGGUAAGUUUUUAAAAAAUUUCAGUUUUUUCACUUGGUAUUAUAUUGACAUACUUAUUGGUAAGGUCCUUUGAGUUUUUAAGCAAAUAAAUGCCGUAAGGGUCAAGGUUUGACUUUGACCAAUGUUGACUUUGACCACAUGUCUAACCGUUACCCAAAUGUUGCCACCGUUAGUAAACUUGACUUUGACCAAGAUUCUUAAAAAAUUAUCCAUCAAGUGAAAUGAGAUGCUUGUAAAGAGAAGAUAGUGACUACUAAAGGGAGCCAACAUUUGCCACUUUCGAGAAUAGUGUGCGAGGUACUUUAAUCCUUUGUUCAAGUUCUGUAGGAGGAAGGCGUGCUCCAUGCUAUCUUUUAAUCAUUUUAAAUAUUAUAUUGGAUUUGAUUUUACAUAUUUUAAUGUUUUAUCCUGACCUUAUCUGAAUUGGGAUUUACAUUUAGGUUAGUAUGCACAUCUGAAUAUACCAUUGUAUCAUUAUGUUAAAACCAAUGACCUUAACGAUGCAUGGAUAUUAUGACCCGUUACAACCCAAUAUGAUACAUUGAGUCCAUAACAACCCAAUCAAGAUUGACCCAUUAGCAUUUAAACUUACUAUCGUUAGCAAAAGUUAUUAGUGUUAAAUGUUCAAUUACGUAAACAUUAUAGAUUAGUUUUUUUAGUUAUGUGUUACUUGUCAUUCUCCGAGCAUCCAGGUAUGUGCCUCGUGUGCCCUUUGACAAACCUUUUGUAGGCCACCUACCCAAAGCAAGUUACGAUGUACCUGAUGCAUUGGUUAGCAUGGUACUGGCAAGAUCCGUGAGUUUCCUGGUAACAAGUUCUUAUUUUUGUACAAAAAUAAACAUAGGUUUCAUCUAUGAAGACGAGUAAAUAAAGAAUAAUAAUCUGGUAAAUCAUUUCAUCUUAUAACGUUCUUCA